Macroventuria anomochaeta is the source of this 1234-nucleotide messenger RNA. RefSeq lists its product as uncharacterized. NCBI's taxonomy places the organism in Eukaryota, Fungi, Ascomycota, Dothideomycetes, Pleosporales, Didymellaceae. The record is from RefSeq and is a predicted model, not a curated record. Bases 314 to 1054 code for a protein of 246 amino acids. The transcript has 4 exons. Gene Ontology annotation, molecular function: protein binding.
ACGUCAAAUGCACGCAUGCCCUUUAUAUACCAUUGAAUAUACAUACCACUGCUGCUCCUCCUCUCUGACUCCCCUCCAUCCACACCCCAUAACCACGUGAGAAACAGCAGUCGUGCUCGGCCCCGCUCUAAAUCACCUCCAGCUCCCCCACGUCGGCGGCUCUGAGGUACUCUUGAUAGCCACCACACUCCUUCACGCGACCACUGCAACCAGCAGCUAGCACCGCUCGCUGCCUGCCCAUUACCGAACUCAGCUCCCUCCCCUCUCCCCUCUUCUCCACACCCUCACAUUUCGACCGUAUCUUACUCCCACAAUGGCCUCCAAUCGUGCCAGGCGUAUCGCCAAAGAGAUCGCCGACAUCAAAAACGAUAAGCUCUCGCAGAUCCUAGUAGAGCCUGCAGGGAACGGCGAUGAUCUUACACAUCUUCACGGCCAGUUCUUUGGACCGCCAGACACACCGUACGAGGGUGCCACAUACCAUGUCGACAUCAAGAUCCCUAGCGAGUAUCCAUUUCGACCACCGAACAUGAAGUUCGAGACCAAGAUAUGGCACCCCAAUGUCAGCUCGCAGACAGGCGCCAUCUGCUUGGACACAUUAUCGUCACAAUGGUCGCCAGUCCUGACGAUCAAAUCCGCCCUUAUCUCCCUCCAGUCCCUCCUCUCCACCCCCGAACCGAAAGACCCACAAGACGCAGAGGUUGCCAGCAUGCUGAUCCGCAACCCCGCUGAGUUCGAGCACAAGGCCCGCGAGUGGGCGGUCAAGUACGCCGGCGCCCCCAAGAAGGAGAUGGCUGAAGGCAGCGGUGGUGCUACAGCAGAGUCGAUCACAAAGAAACGCCAGGAGGCCAAACACAAUGAAGAGAAGGUCAAGCUGGCAGCGUACCACGGAUACAACAAAGACCUCGUCGACCGAUUUGUCGCCAUGGGGUUCGACGUCGAAGCGGUGGUUGGCGCAUUCGAGUACGUUGGUAUCGACAAGAUGGGGGGUGAGGACUAUGAAUUGGAGGAAGCGUACAUGGGCGACAUCACUGCGCGACUGUUCGGCGAGGCGUGAGGCGGCAAGCAAGAGCGAAGAAGACCUUAGUGACAAGAAGAGGCUUGGAUGCACAGGCGUUUGUCAUUCAGAUUAUACACCAUCAUCGGCGGCGGCGUCCGGUAUUGUUCACACAUGUACUGUACUCAGACAUGUUUCAUGACUUUGUUCACAACAGAAGAAUCCAAUUGAGUGGUCAAA